Melanaphis sacchari is the source of this 521-nucleotide messenger RNA. Its product is annotated as ejaculatory bulb-specific protein 3-like. NCBI's taxonomy places the organism in Eukaryota, Metazoa, Arthropoda, Insecta, Hemiptera, Aphididae. The transcript is spliced from 2 exons. The record is from RefSeq and is a predicted model, not a curated record. Bases 23 to 460 code for a protein of 145 amino acids.
AUUUAGUAUACAAUUGUACGCCAUGGAUUCAAGAAUUGCAGUAGUUUGUGUUUUUUUGACGGUGUUUGCAGUGGACCAAACGGUCGGAGCACCACAAAAAGAUGCUGCAGCCGUAAGCGGUUCCGCUUACACUACAAAAUACGAUAAUAUUGAUAUUGACCAAGUUCUGGCUUCCAAAAGAUUAGUAAACAGCUAUGUUCAAUGUCUGUUGGACAAAAAACCGUGCACGCCCGAAGGAGCUGAACUGAGAAAAAUUUUACCUGAUGCUUUAAAAACACAAUGUUCGAAAUGUAAUGCCAUGCAAAAAAAUGCUGCUCUUAAAGUUGUUGAUCGACUCCAGAAAGAUUAUGAUGCAGAAUGGAAACUUCUUCUUGACAAAUGGGAUCCUAAACGUGAACAUUUCCAAAAAUUCCAACAAUAUUUGUCAGAAGAGAAGAAAAAAGGUUUUGUUAAAUUUUAAUUACAAUGAUAAGUUACCAGUUAGUAGUAAAUAAUAAUUUAAUUUUAUCAAUACAUAAGAA